Diabrotica balteata is the source of this 820-nucleotide messenger RNA. NCBI's taxonomy places the organism in Eukaryota, Metazoa, Arthropoda, Insecta, Coleoptera, Chrysomelidae. The record is from the annotation of a GenBank genome assembly.
AAUAUGUCACAUUUGAGUUGAGUCAUUUUAAAUGUAGUAAAAUUUACAUUUUUGUUAAUAUUUGUGUUAUAACGAAAUUAAUGGUCAAGAUUUUAUGUAAUUUAGUAAAAUGGCGUCUGAAAAAUCGUCGAGAAAAGGAUGCCCCAACCGUUUAACUCCACCAGAAUACUGUCCGUCAAAAAGAAAACAAGAAGCAAAGAAACAACGAGGUAGAUCUAAAUCUAGGAAAAGAGGGAGCAGUAGAGGAGGAAGACGAAGAUCUAGAAGAUCAGGAGGGAGAAGUAGCAGAAGAAGUAGUAGAAGAAUUAGUAAAAGUAAAAGAAGUAGCAGUAAAAGGAGAAGUAAAAGUGUAAGUGGGUGUCCGUGUCCAAAAUCACAUAUAAGAAGUAAAAGAAGACAAUCACAACGCAAGAGAUCGUCAAAGCAAAGAGGUAAAAGUGAAGGAAGAGGCCAAAAAUGCCACAAUCCGGGACCCAUGACAGUUAACCCGUUUUUUCAAUUUCUUACGAGAAUUUAGGAAGAGACACUGUGGAUGGCAUAUUACAAAAAUUGCAGUUGAAGGCGCAAAACAUUGGUGCCAAAUGUCUAAAGACGAAAAACGACGCUAUUAUACAGAGGCUUGUCAGAUGAUGAGCAAAGCGGGCAAACGUAAAAAGGGAGGAAAGGGAAAGAGCAGAAGGAGAAGAAGCAGGCGAAGAGGAUGAAGAAAGAAAAAUAAUAAAACAAAUGUAUAUGGUGAAAUUCUUGUCACGCUAAAGUGAAUGUGUUAAAAAACUUUGUAAAUGUAUUUAAUGCAUUCUAUUGUGGAAUAAAAAUUUAA